GACGGUCCAGGGUCUGAACCCGUUUCAGAGCCGAUAUCUCGGUCCUGACUCGGCCCUCGCGCCCCUACCUCCUCACACUCGUCACCGGCUCACCGCGGCGUUUUGUGUGUUUUUGGCCUCCCAGCUCCGAAGCGGCAGCCGAGGAGAAGCACUGGCCUCCCCCUCUUCCAGAUUGUGGCAAUCAAGAAUUUAAACCUCGCUACCAAAUGAGAUUUCCAAGACAUGGUUCCCGCUCAAGCAUUGGCAGAUGUUGAUGAAGAAAGAAAGCCUGAUAUCAUUGUUAAAUCUGAAGCUGAGGAGGUAAGCAGGGAAAAAAUGAUGACGAGUGACGCGGCGGGCUUGGUGUGCGUGAAUAACUGCGAGGACAAUGGAUUGUAUUCCGAGUCAUCAUGUGACCUGCGAAUGGUGGACGAUAUCAUGGAUCAGGAAAUUGAUAUUCUUGAUUGCAAUGAUGAUGUUGCUAUUGAGAAGGUUAAAGAUGAAGACCCUGAUACCACUGAAUACUCGAGCUCGUUUGGGGAGACAUUCUCGGGGUCUGACAAUGAGUCAGGGCUGAACCAGAGCAAUGUUGAAGUGGACUCGGGGUUUGGUGUGAUGAAUGGCGAUCCCGAUGUUUUUGAUAGGUUUAACAAGGUUUUCAAAAAGAAAAAGGUGACUGCUCAUUGGAGAAAAUUUGUCAGCCCUCUAAUGUGGAGGUGCCAGUGGUUAGAAUUGCGGAUCAAGGAACUGCAGUCGCAGGCAUUAAAAUAUGAUAAAAAACUUGGAGCAUAUAAGCAUGAAAAAGAGCUGCAGUCAAAAAUGGUUGAGUUGGAUGGUUCUGCAUCUAGAUCAGUGCCUCUGACUGGUAGAAGUCCCCAAAAAAAAGUCAUGAAGAGGAGAAAAAGAAAAAGAAAUGAAGAUAUAGCUGACAUAUCAUCAUAUAUGUCAAACCACCAUAUAUUCUCUUACUAUGAAAAUAAGAAAACUGAAACAGAUUGUCACUCAGUUGAUGAUGAUUGUG
Elaeis guineensis (African oil palm) is the source of this 1000-nucleotide messenger RNA. The record is from RefSeq and is a predicted model, not a curated record. Lineage: Eukaryota; Viridiplantae; Streptophyta; Magnoliopsida; Arecales; Arecaceae.